UGUAAUGGAAAUCAACCAUCAGGUAAAUCACGGAGAAAAACAUCCUCAGCACUGGAGGAGCUGCAAGUUGAUCGUAGACCCUGCGUUGAAGAAUGGGUUUUAUAAAGUGUAUCGUUACGAUGGGCAUCAUUUCAACAUGCCAGUUCAGGACUUAGGGGCAUUUCCUGUGGAUACUGUCCGGGAUCCCAGAAUCUGUCGUCUUUGGACCAAAUUCAGAGACACUGACCUGCUGGUCCCCAAAUUUAAGAUUGAUGAAUGCUAUGUCGGCCCACCCAAGGAAGUGACAUUUGCCAGGUUAAAUGACAACGUAGGGGAGGGUUUCUUGACUGACAUGUGCAUAAAGUACGGACAGAUUGAGGAAGUGGAAAUCUUGUAUAAUCCUAAAAACAAGAAGCAUUUAGGAAUUGCUAAAGUCAUCUUCGACACAGUCAAGGCUGCAAAGGACACUGUGGAACACCUUCAUGACACCUCUGUCAUGGGGAACAUUAUCCACGUGGAACUUGAUCCAAAGGGUAAAAACAGAAUGCGGUACUUCCAUCUUCUUGUUAGUGGACUCUACACCCCUUCAACAUUGCCACUGGGCAGUGAUGAGCACACCCUCCAAUGCCUAACUGAGAGAUUGCAGGACAGCAAACCUCUGCAGAAACUGACUGAUGGGAGUUCAUCAUUGACAAGGUCUAUUUCCAGUCCCACCAGCGUGGCUACACCUCUCUCCCUAGACACAGCCUACUCCAGUAUCUGGCAGGACACACCGGGCAGCUUUGGGCAGACACCCCUCUCUCAGGGCACCCCUCAUACCCCCUGCCUGUCUGGGACACCCCUCUCUCAGGACUCUUGCUACUCUAGCCAGCACACCACCCCAGUCCACCAAGUCACUCAGGGUGAACACUCCUCAUACGGUGCUCACAGACGCUUGAGGCGCGAUGUCUGCUAUCGUCAACCAGGGAGACCUUAUAUGAGAUCCCACCAUCAGAGCUCAGAGCUGAGCUCUCUCCUCAAACACCUCCAACCUCACCGUCCUCUCCAACCCCAAACCCAGGUUGCUAGCGGCAGCUACAAAUCUUCCGUCUUCUGGUAUCAGAACCGCCUGCCCUCGGGUGAUGAUAACCCUGCCACAGAGCCUCCCCUCCACCUCUCCCUUCCUGAACAGGAGUCCUGGAGGGUGCCCUCUAUACCUCCUGCCUCUGAGGCUUUCCAUCUGAGCAGCAGCUCUGCCAGUGCCACAAGUAUGAACGUGGUACCUCUGAGGGAGAGACCCCAGUCUCCCCCUUCUGGACCCGAUGCGGGCCUUAUAGAACCGCCCCCUUCCCCUCCCAAUAACUCUCCUGGAAGCCUCAUCCCAGAGGCAGAGAGCCACAGCCUGGACUCACGCAUUGAGAUGCUUCUCAGCAAGACUCAGAGUUCCUGCCUUCCUCUACAUGGUGAAAGGGGUUUGGAUGCUGAAGUGCACUCUCAGGACAGCCCUGUUUCCCCAUUCUCCCCUGCCUCAAUGUACUCUCCUGAGUCUAACCACACCCCAGCCCGUAGUGGAUCUCCUGUGAACUGUACCCACCCCACCACCAGUGAUGGUCUGGAGGAUGUCAGUCCCACUCCCCUCCCUGAGUGGGAAGGAGACGAGUCCCUUCCAGGGAUGUCUUCUCUAAUAUGGACCUCACAGCCCCCCUGGCCUCCUGGGACGCUCUCUCUCACUCAAAGGGAGAGAAGUAAAGGAACAGAGAUGGACCAUGCAGAUCAGUCAACCUCUAGUGAAAAGUAUAUGGGACGGGCACUCCAUUCCUUAUCAUUUUCUCAGGGUCUCCAUUUGCCAGGGGAAGACAAGGACAUCUCAAAUGCGGGGCAAUCUGGAAUGUCAAAUCUCAAAAGCCAUUGUUCCAGGAGCAUCACAGUCAACUCCUUCAUUCCCUCCUUGCCACAGCCUCUUCCAAUCUCCUCUCUCAAUCACCCUGCUCCAAUCCCUCCCUACAAUCCUCACUCUUCAGUUCCCUCUUCCAAUCCUCCCCCAUCAAUCACCCACUCCAACCUCCCCAUUCGAUUCUCUCCCUCCAACCCUCACCCUCAAAUCCACCCUUCCAUCCAUCCCAUUUCUGCUCCUCUUUCUAUUCCAAUCCCACCUCCAGGAUUCCAUCUGCUUCCUCCACACAUUCCUCCCCCUCUCACUAUCCUUGGGCCUCCUCCAACUAUGGCAGCCCCCCCCUCUAUCCUACAUCCAGUUUACCCAUAUCCCUUGAAUACGCUGCACACUGUGCAUAUGGACAAGGUGAAUGGUCUGCCUGGGUGUGGCAGUGUGCCAGUGUCUUUUACUGGGCAACCCUGGCCCCUGCCUCCCUUCAUGCCCACCUUCAACCCCUCUGUGCCCCCGCCAGGCUACCUGCCUCUGCAGGAGGACCCUCAUAAGGCCACAGUGGAAAAAGUGCUGGCUGUCAUUACGGAGGAGCUUAAGUCCAUCGUGAAGAGAGACAUCAACCGUAAAAUGGUUGAGGGGGUAGCCUUUAGGGCGUUUGAUGAGUGGUGGGAUGGCCAGGAGCUGAAAGCUAAGAUUGCUGUAAGUCUUGUGAAUGCCAGAGAGGGUAGAGUGGAGGUGAGGGCCAAACCAAGAGACUCCCUAAGACAGAACAUUGGCCCGCGUGGUGCCACCAACCUGCCUUCCUUCAAGGUAAAGAAGAAAGAGUCCGACGAAUCGACUGCUUCAGAGGACCCCAAAAGAAAGUGUCCCUACACACCUGUUAAUGAUGCAUAUGAGAGUGCUGAGCUGGAGAGUAAUAUAACGAAUCACACAUUGGACAGGUCCCCAAAAACUGGAACUAUUCCAGCUGUGAGGCGAAGACAUGCAAGGCCACUGGAGCUGGACAGUGAGGGGGAAGAGGAGAGCAAAGAGAAAGAGGGGGAGCCAACAAGAGACAAAGAGGAGGAUACUGUGGAAGCAGACAAGGUUCCCCAACGCCAGAGGGAUGAAAAUGAUGACAGUGAACAAAAAGAGGAAGAAGUGGACGAGGAUGAAGAUGAUGAUGAAGAUGAUGAUGAAGAUGUGGUCUUCUCUAAAGUUACAAGAGGAUUACAGUCUCCAAAUGAGGAAGUUGCCAGGGUAAGCCUCUCAGAGGUAGAGUCUUACUCCUCACAAGACAGUGAAUACCUCUCAGAGUCUGACUCAUCUGACUCCUCCUUUGAGGAAAGUGAAGACUUCUCAGACUAUGACUCCAGUUCUGACCAGGAGACAGAGGAAGAGGAUGAGACAGAUGAAGAUGCUGAUGAGGUCAACAGGGAGGUAGAGUGUGUGGUGUUGUCAUCAGAUGAGGAGGAGAUGGAUCUGGAGCCCCCGGCCACACCCUCAGCCCCUCUUACCCCAGGCACGGAGCUGGACCUACUGGAUGGGUCAGAGCCAGUCCUGAGGGAUCAGCCUUGGGAGGAAAAGCACUCAGUCUGUCUAACUCGAGAUGUCUUUGGGCGCACCAGCUGCACAAGCCGACCUGACCCAGGGAUGGAGCUCCUGUCCAGUGAGCACCACCAUGAUCUCCAGGCCCCCUCACCCAUAGGACUGCCAGUGGUGGAGCCUGACUUUGCAGUGGAGAUAGAUAGCCCUGAAUGGAGCGUUGAGUCACCAGAUAACGUGGAGAACCUCCGGCCUCUCACCCCCACUGGCUCUCUGGGGGACAGCGACUCAGACCUACUGUUCAAGAGCAAACCAACCCCCCCUGCUGUGGAGGAGGUGGAACUGCCACACACUCCUGGCCGGGGAGCAGAGGCCCUCCUUGAGAGUGAGGAGGACUCUAUGGACCACCUCCUCUCCUUUUCCCCCACAGACAGUGAGCCUUUGUCCCAGAGCCGCCCCACUCAUCGCCCUGCCUUAGCCUCGUACCCAACAUAUGAGGACAUGCCCAAAACACCAGGGAGAGAUGAGAGGGGUCUAUGGAAUCCCCUUACCCCCUGGAGGGUGCCAGUGACACCGGGCAGAGAGUCAGGCCUCACAGAGGGAGACCCAGGGUUUAGUCCCACUCCCUGUAACCCUUUCCCCCUCCCCUCCCUGUGCACCGGCCUCUACAUCAGGACCCCACAAACUCCUGGGAGGGACUUCAUCCCAACCAAGAGAACACACAGGAAUACCACCGUUAUGUUGGCCUCUUCACAGAGGACUAAUGGUGCUCCUUUAUCCUGUGAUGAAAUGCUUACAGACGCACCUGUUUUAGCUUCUUCUCCUAGCAGCCUGUCUGAGUCAUCAGCAGAAACUUCUGGCCAUGGGUAUGUGUGGCUUGAUCCUAAUCCUGGGUCCCAGAGGAAGUUACCCCUGCAGGGCCUGGAGAACUGGUCAGGGCUGGUGGAUGUGGAGAACCAGAGAGAGAUGGAGAAGUGCUCCUGGAGGAGGGUACAACCAAGAAUGAGGCGGAAGAUGAGGCGGAAGAUGAGGCGGAGGAUGAGGCGAUGGCAAAGGAUGAGGUCAGUGCAGAGAGCCAUGCCCUCUGUCUUCUCGGCCAGUCCCUGUCGUCGGUCACGAAGUGAGGAGAUGACUGUCCUCCACAGUGUCUGGAAGGAGGGCCUGGAUGAGGAGGAUUCCAAGCUGCUGCAGGUCACCUAUGACAGGCUGCUACAGCAGGACAAUGGCUUCAGCUGGCUCAGUGACACUCUCUGGGUCCCCCACCCUCUCACCAGAGUCUUGACGGAGAAGAGGAAGGAGCUCAAUGACUGGAUGUGGGACCAUGUGACAGGAUCUGCCCGCAGCGAGGGCUUUUACAAAAUCAGCAAGAAUGACAAAAUAAAAUACCUCAACAGCACGUGUUUGAAUACAGACCAGCCCUCUGCAGACACCCAGGGGGUAGGUCUUUCAAGCCAGCCACACCCUUCCCUGCGGUCUGGGUCUGAGUUCAGGUCUGAACAACGUCGUCUGCUCUCCUCCUUCAGCUGUGACAGUGACCUGCUCAGGUUUAACCAGCUUAAGUUCCGCAAGAAGAGGAUUCGUUUCUGCCGCAGUCACAUCCAUGACUGGGGCCUGUUUGCCCUGGAGCCCAUAGCAGCAGAUGAGAUGGUGAUUGAGUAUGUGGGCCAGUGCAUCAGACAGGUGAUUGCAGAUAUGCGGGAGAAGCGCUAUGAAGAUGAGGGGAUUGGGAGCAGCUACCUGUUCCGGGUCGAUCAGGAUACCAUCAUCGACGCCACUAAAUAUGGGAACUUGGCCAGAUUUAUCAACCACAGCUGCAAUCCUAAUUGCUAUGCAAAAAUAAUCACAGUGAAAUCCCAGAAGAAGAUAGUGAUCUACUCCCGGCAGCCCAUCAGUGUCAAUGAGGAGAUCACGUAUGAUUACAAGUUCCCCAUCGAGGAUGAGAAGAUUCCCUGUCUGUGUGGAGCAGAGAACUGCCAGGGCUCCCUCAACUGAACUCUGAACCCUUGUCUCCAGCCCCCCUCUCAAGCACUCCUGACUGUCCUGCUGCCUUACAGUUCCUGACAUAGGAAUAAUAAUACCUCCCUUUCCAACCAAGGUUCAUGAAGAGUGGAGCAAGCUGAAGAUUCAAAGAUGUUCAGCAACUCUUGGGCAGACAAUUGAAGUUCCUUUCAAAAAAAGUGAUUUAUUGUUAAAACAGUUUGUGGAAAAAACACACACCCCCUGCACCAGGGAUGGGCGCUGUUCUCCUCUCCCUUAAAAUUACUACACAGGGUGGGGUAUGAUAUUGCCUUGCCCUGUAGAGGUGAUUUCUUGUGCAAAUGUGUACAUGACGAGUUAAAUGUUUUCAUUCAUGAGAGCUAAUGAAGAUGUAUUCAGCUUGUGUCAAGCAUUUUAUUACGUUAUUUUGGUCAUUGUUCUCUCAGGUUGGUUGUUUUAGGCAGAGUGGUCACUAUAUUUAUAAAUCAUUUGGUUCAUUAUGUCUUUUUCACAAGUUCUCUCUCGCACACACAAACACUGUGAAUGAGGAAGGAGUCACAAUGCAGUUGUAGUUUUAUUACAUGCACGUAAAAAUGUAUGCUGAAAGUAUCCAAAGUAAAAAAGUUUACGAAAGCAAUUGGGGGAAUCAAAAUGAACAAGUAAAGUGUAAAAAAGACUUUUAGUUCAUGGAAAGGAUACAAUAAACUGACAUGUUGUCAUUGUGCAUCUUAUUGAGUCAUAUGUUGUGGUUUAUUACUUCCUUCCACUUAUAUAGGAUUUGUUUUCAGAAGUAAGGCAAAUAAGACAAUGUGAAGCUAAGACAACAGAGUUAAUGUCAUACUUAAAAAGUGCUUGUUAAUACCAGAUUUGAUAACAUAGCUGGCUCAAAUCUAAUGAUGAUGUCUGCUCUUUUUCUGUUGCUUUGGAUUGUACAUCACCAUAUUUGAUCAUACUUUGAUUGUCACAAAAAUGUGUU
This is a messenger RNA of Oncorhynchus nerka (sockeye salmon), 6320 nucleotides long. Its product is annotated as histone-lysine N-methyltransferase SETD1B-A-like. Gene Ontology annotation, molecular function: protein binding; RNA binding; histone H3K4 methyltransferase activity. The transcript has 17 exons. NCBI's taxonomy places the organism in Eukaryota, Metazoa, Chordata, Actinopteri, Salmoniformes, Salmonidae. The coding region runs from base 5 to 5359 and encodes 1784 amino acids. The record is from RefSeq and is a predicted model, not a curated record. Gene Ontology annotation, cellular component: Set1C/COMPASS complex.